GUAAGGAAUACAAUUUUUGGAUUAUAAAAAAAAAACUUUAAAAGAGACGUUUUUGUCCAACGCUUCCAGCUUACAGAGAGCAGUCGUCUUCGUUCGUGAGCUCGUAAUUGCGAUCUUCUCAACUUCGAUUACCCGUACAAAGCCAUGGCCGAAACCGCGAAAGAAAUCAACGGCGGAGAUGCUCAGGAUCUUCUCUCACUUCUCUCUUCUCCGGCGAGGGAUUUCCUCGUUCGUAACGACGGCGAACAGGUUAAAAUUGAUAGCUUAAUAGGGAAGAAGAUUGGAUUGUAUUUUUCAGCUGCGUGGUGCGGACCGUGUCAGCGGUUUACUCCACAGCUGGUUGAAGUCUACAACGAGCUUGCUCCAAAAGUUGGUUUCGAGGUUGUUUUUGUGUCGGGUGAUGAGGAUCAAGAGUCCUUUGCUGAUUAUUUCAGUAAGAUGCCAUGGCUCGCUGUUCCAUUUGCUGAUUCAGAAACACGUGACCGUUUGGAUGGGUUGUUCAAGGUUACGGGUAUCCCUAACCUAGUGAUGGUUGAUGAUCAUGGUAAACUUGUGAAUGGUAAUGGGGUUGGUGUCAUACGAAGCUAUGGAGCUGGUGCUUAUCCUUUCACACCUGAGAAAAUGAAGGAGAUCAAAGAGGAAGAAGACAGGGCUCGGAGAGAGCAGACAUUGUCAUCUGUCUUGGUUACUCCUUCACGGGACUUUGUGGUUUCGCCAGACGGAAACAAGGUACCUGUAUCGGAACUUGAAGGUAAAACCAUUGGCCUUCUCUUCUCAGUUGCCUCUUACAGCAAAUGCUCAGAGUUUACUCCAACGCUUGUUGAGUUUUAUACGAAGCUGAAGGAGAAUAAAGAGGAUUUUGAGAUUGUGUUGAUAUCUCUUGAAGAUGAUGAGGAGUCUUUUAAUCAGGACUUUAAGAGCAAGCCAUGGCUAGCGUUGCCGUUCAACGACAAAAGCUCUUCGAAAUUGGCUCGGCACUUCAUGCUGUCUACGUUACCAACACUGGUCAUUCUCGGACCAGAUGGAAAAACCCGUCACUUGAAUGUCGCUGAAGCUAUUGAUGACUAUGGACUUCUUGCUUAUCCUUUCACUCCAGAGAAGUUUAAAGAACUCGAGGAGAUAGAAAAGGCAAAGAUAGAGGCUCAAACGACCGAGUCACUUCUUGUCUCAGGUGAUCUCAACUAUGUUCUCGGAAAAGAUGGUGCUAAGGUGCUUGUUUCGGAUCUGGUGGGGAAGAACAUUCUUAUGUACUUCUCAGCUCACUGGUGUCCUCCUUGUCGCGCCUUUACACCAGAGCUUGUUGAAAUAUACAAGCAGAUAAAGGAGCGGGAUGAAGCGUUUGAAUUGAUUUUCAUCUCCAGUGACCGUGACCAGGAAUCAUUUGAUGAGUAUUACUCACAAAUGCCGUGGCUGGCUCUUCCAUUUGGUGAUCCUAGGAAAGAAUCCUUGGCACGAACCUUUAAGGUCGGUGGGAUCCCAAUGCUAGCAGCUCUGGGACCAACUGGGAAAACCGUAACAAAAGAAGCAAGGGACCUUGUGGCAAUCCAUGGAGCCGAUGCUUACCCUUUCACUGAGGAACGUUUGAAGGAGAUUGAAGCCAAGUACGAUGAGAUGGCAAAAGAGUGGCCUAAGAAGGUGAAACAUGUUCUUCAUGAAGAGCAUGAGCUAGAACUGACUCGUGUUCAGGUUUACGUGUGCGAUAAGUGUGAUGAACAAGGAAAAUUCUGGUCUUACCAUUGCGAUGAAUGCGACUUUGAUCUUCAUGACAAGUGUGCUUUAGAGGAGGAGACAAAACCAAACGGUGAUGAGGCUGUGAAAGAAGGUGGCGGUGAGCACCAAGAUGGUUGGGUUUGUGACGGAAACGUGUGCACCAAGGCCUGAUUGAUAGCUUAAGGCACAGUUAUGUCACUAUGUGUAUGCUAAGCUAUUUCCUUUCCUUACCCUGUAUAAUUUGAUGAGAGUAUGGAAGUGUGGCUACAAUCUGAUAAGACUUUGGAGAUGAACUCUGUUAAUCUAAAGUAGUAAUAAAAUGAUCUUCUUAUUUAA
Camelina sativa (false flax) is the source of this 2046-nucleotide messenger RNA. Lineage: Eukaryota; Viridiplantae; Streptophyta; Magnoliopsida; Brassicales; Brassicaceae. The record is from RefSeq and is a predicted model, not a curated record.